This is a messenger RNA of Clonostachys byssicola, 231 nucleotides long. The record is from the annotation of a GenBank genome assembly. Lineage: Eukaryota; Fungi; Ascomycota; Sordariomycetes; Hypocreales; Bionectriaceae.
AUGCCCGGUGCCGCCCCAGACACCCUCAUCGUCGGUCUCAAGGAGAUCCCCGAGGAGGAUUUCGCCCUGAAGAACGACCAUCUCAGCUUUGCGCACUGCUAUAAGCGCCAGGGAGCAGGUCCUGAGCAGAUUCCCCCGCGGCGGGAUUGGACAUCAUCCAGGCCCGGCGUGCAAUCGAAACGCUUCAUAAAGAACGAAAACAGUUCUGCUCAAGAGAGUGGCGACGAAUAA